AUGGCUCCGAAACGAAGAAAUACUCGUAAACAACCGAAUUACCAACUUCCCACCACGGAGGCAGAGUUGGAAGCUUUGUUGGAACAGCGCAUUGCUACCACCAUUGCACAGUAUGAAGCAAACCGUGUCGAUUCCAGCGGCGGUACUGGAGGCUCCGGAGGUUCUGGACCUGGAGGAUCAGGAACGGGUGGGAACAUUGUGAUUGGAGGUACUACCAUUCCAGGGUGCACUUAUAAGGCGUUCCUCGACUGCAAGCCUCUAAACUUCAAUGGUACCGAGGGAGCCGUUGGGUUUGUACGUUGGGUGGAGAAGACGGAAUCGGUGAUCCGUAUCAGCAAAUGUACCCCGGAACAAACGGUGAUGUAUGUUACUUGCCUCUUUCUGGAUGAGGCGUUGACUUGGUGGAACCUUCAGGUUCAAACAUUAGGUGAUGAGGCCGCUUAUGGGAUGACAUGGGAAGGACUUCGGGAAUUGAUGCGAGAAGAGUACUGCUCGAGAGCUGAAAUCCAAAGACUAGAGACAGAAUUUUGGAAUCUAACUAUGAUCGGCGCUGAUGUUGCGGGGUAUACGCAACGGUUCCAUGAUUUGUCCAGGGUAGUUCCCUACCUUGUGACACCGGAGUUCAAGAGAAUCGAACGAUAUAUAUGGGGUUUGGCACCUGAAAUCCGUAGCAUGGUUACCUCGUCUCACCCUGCUACAAUCGAAGUGCAGUGA
Messenger RNA from Helianthus annuus (common sunflower), 714 nucleotides. RefSeq lists its product as uncharacterized. NCBI's taxonomy places the organism in Eukaryota, Viridiplantae, Streptophyta, Magnoliopsida, Asterales, Asteraceae. The record is from RefSeq and is a predicted model, not a curated record. The transcript is spliced from 2 exons. The coding region runs from base 1 to 714 and encodes 237 amino acids.